Messenger RNA from Penaeus vannamei (Pacific white shrimp), 1492 nucleotides. RefSeq lists its product as uncharacterized. NCBI's taxonomy places the organism in Eukaryota, Metazoa, Arthropoda, Malacostraca, Decapoda, Penaeidae. The record is from RefSeq and is a predicted model, not a curated record. Gene Ontology annotation, molecular function: catalytic activity.
GCUCGUGUAUCUUCAGUGUGCGUUCACGCUGGUUACGAAGCUGCGCGCGAUAAGCCAGCUUCGUCGUGCUUGAUCAGUCGCCGGGCCGGUGAUUGUUUAAAACAAGCUUUUGCUAAAAGGUGGUCAUUAUCUUUUUUUAAUGUUGUCACCUAACAGAACACCCUUGGCUAGAGAAAUGUCAGAUUUCAGACGAAUCCCAAAUCAUGUACGCUUUGACUCGACCUCUUCCGAAGCCAAGGUUCUGGUCGUCGGCCUGCCCUGCACAGCCGAUCGCGCCCAGUCAGUCGUGGGUCUCUCAUCGAACGGAAUGAAUACAGAAGGCGACGUAAAAUGGCUUUUUCCAGUAGGGAGUUCGGUGGAGAAAAUGAACGUGGCGGCGACGCACGCUCAGCUGAACCUAAUAGCGAGCUUAACGUUAAGGAGCGCCGUGCCUCUCUCCGCGGACCACUUUCACCGGACGCUCGUUCAGCUCCAAAGGAAAGUCGCAUCCUUGAGAACGUGUUUCCGACAAAGAGACCAAGAGCUGUGGGUGUGUGAGGUGAUGGAACCCAAAAUUGACUUUCAGGUCAUAGAAAACUCAGAUCUCGAAACGGAAAUUGAUAAGCUGAUAAUCAAGCCUUUUGCCAAGCCAGCCGUAGAGCCUGUGUGGCUUGCUCGCCUCCUGCAGACGUCCGACGAACCCUCCUGCCGUGGCUCAGAACUGAAGGAUUUCCCUCACCAGUACAGCUUCCUAUUCUCCUUCCACCACGGGGCUGUGGACGGGAUCUCGGGCUUGUUGGUCCUAACCGCGUUCCAGAAACUGCUCGAAGACGUGGUCACUGGAGCUCAUAUCAGCGAAGAGCAGUAUGGAAGGCUUGUGAGUGAGGAACAGACCAUGAAACUUGAAAGGAAAACUUUGGACAAGUUAGAAAGCAAUCCAAAGGAGUUUCAGAGGCUGGUCGAAGAAAUGGCAGGUACGAUAUCCACUCCUCUGAUCAACCAGGCGUUCGGUACUCCGGCGAAAGAGGAAUUUCCUACAAGGAUUUUGCAGAGGGUCGUCAAGGCUCAUCAGUUACAUACUUUGCACGAAAGAUGUCGAUCUCUCGGAAUCACCCUCAACUCGGCACUGGCGUCAAUUAUAAACACAGCUUUGGUCGAGCUGGUUGCAGAGGCGGGGCUGGAGAAGGACGCCUACGCCAUCACCAGCCAGCACGCCAUCAACAAGAGGCGGUAUUGGAAAGGCGACAACUCCAUGGUGCUCGGGAACCACGUGGGCCCCAUGUCCCACACCAUGCAUACCCCCCGCGGCAACAGGAAGGACUUCUGGGAAUACGCCAAGCGGUUCGACACCGAGUUCCGCAAGAAGCUCAAGGAGGAAUACAUCUUCCAGGAGAAGAUUAUUAGGUCCAGGCUCCUCCCAGAGGAUUAUAGCCACGAAGCGUUCUACAGCUCUUCACCACCUACUGUGUAUGAUUACCUCAUGAGCAACAUUGUCAUACCCCACAAAUUCGAC